UUUGUCCCGCAGACUGUCACGCAUGCGCGACUCAGAGCUAACCCGAGAAGUUCCUAGCCCUUUGUCAGGCCUGGGAUGGGAGGUCCCACGUGAUCUGAGCGACUCUCCUCAGAGCCCAAGAGGGAAGAAGUCCUUCGACGCUCCGUGGAUGCUGACUGCGCGAACCAGACAAGAGUUGAAUCUUGGGGGGCGGUGAUCAUGGAGACGGAUUUGGCCGAAGCGCCCCAGAAAAGAGCUCUGUCUUCCCAGGAUUCUCUCCUUUCCCAAGAGAAGAGUGCAGAAGGAGAUGUGGCUGCUCUGAGACUCACAACCAGCUCCCAGGAAGCCGUGACAUUCAAGGAUAUGGCCAUGGACUUGACACCAGAGGAAUGGGGGAAACUGGAUCCCGCACACAGGGACGUGAUGCUGGAGAACUACAGGAACCUGGUCUCACUUUGGCUUCCUGUUUCCAACCCUAACAACGAUGAUUCGGAAGAUAGAAAGGAACUGUUGGAGCUUAAGGAGAAGCCUCCCAAGUGCGGUGACUCAGAUGUGGAAACCAGACCUGAGAGCAAGGAGUCAACUUCAGUGCCGGACUCUUCCAAAGAAGAAUCAGACAAACUGACACAAAAUACUGCUUCCAACUCCGGCAUGGAAACUGCUCUUGAAUCUGAGCGUUGGUUAGAGCAUCAGCAAGGGAAUCUGGAGACUCACCCAAGACAAAUGUCCGCUCACACCAAUUCCCUCCCUGUGGAAAAAGAUAGUGAACGUGACGUAUAUUGGAAAAGCGUCAGUCAGGAACCUCACCUUAUGACUGGUGACGGAGAUCCCACAGGAUCCCAGGACUCUCACACUCGUAGGAAGAGAAAGAAGAAGAAGAAGAAGAAAUCAAAGUCAAUGAAAAGGCAUAGACCUUAUAAAGAGAAAAAACCUCAUAAAUGUGAUGACUGUGGCCAACGCUUCACAUUCCUUUCAGUGCUUCUUCGACACCGGAGAGUGCACACUGGAGAGAAGCCCUACACUUGCAGUGAGUGUGGGAAGUCCUUUAGCCACGGGGCCAAUCUGACUAAACACCAGAGAACCCACACGAGAGUUCUCUUCGAGUGUGGUGAGUGCAAGAAAACCUUCAUAGAAAGUGCAUCCCUCGAAGUACACCAGAGAGUUCACAUUGGAGAAAGACCUUAUGAAUGCUCUGAGUGUGGGAAAGCCUUUAACCGGAGUACACACCUUGCCCAGCAUCAGCUGAUUCAUUCUGGAGUGAAGCCUUACGAAUGUAACGAAUGCGACAAAGCCUUCAUUCAUUCAUCAGCCCUCAUUAAGCAUCAAAGAACCCAUACUGGAGAGAAGCCCUAUAAAUGCCAAACGUGUGGGAAAGCCUUUAGCCACUGCUCAUCGCUUACAAAGCACCAGAGAGUUCACACGGGGGAGAAACCAUAUGAGUGUAGCGAGUGUGGGAAGACUUUUAGUCAGAGCACACACCUUGUUCAGCACCAGAGAAUUCACACUGGAGAGAGGCCCUACGUAUGUAAGGAAUGUGGGAAGACAUUUAGCCGGAGCUCAAAUUUUGCAAAGCAUCAAAGAAUUCACAUUGGAAAGAAACCCUAUAAAUGUGGAGACUGUGGGAAAGCCUUCGUUCAUUCUUCAGCUCUGAUUCAACACCAGAGGACUCACACGAGAGAGAAGCCUUUUAGGUGUGAUGAGUGUGGGAAAAGGUUCAAGUGCAACUCAUCCCUCAUCCGACAUCAAAGAACUCACACUGAAGAGCAAUCCUGAAAGUGUACUGAGUGUUAUGUGAAGGUUGGCUUUGUUGCUGUGUUUACUAUUUGAUUGUAGAAAUAGGAGGACCACAACGUGACCCUGGGGAGUGUCUCUGUGUGUUUGGUUUCACUUGUCCAGUGUUUAACUUUGAACAGAUGGGAAAUCCCUUAGACCCAGUGGCUUGAUAAUAGUGAAAACCUCUGGCUAUAGUUCUCAAAAUUUUUCUUCUCUGUUUUCCAAAUGGCCAAUUUUAAAUUCAAGAAAUGUUUAGGAGACAGUAAUACUGUGAACGUUGUGAAAUCUGGUUUCACCAUGUUUAGUCAUAGCAGGGCCUGCUGAAGCCUUUCGUUUGGUAAGGAAAUCUUUUGUAGUGAGGAAUCUACUUUGUAGAUUAGGCUUGAGUUGUACAUCCUUAUCCUCAGGAAGACAGAGUUGUUGUGUAGUAAGGAAUCUUUGUAGAUUAGGCUUGAGUUGUACGUCCUUAUCCUCAGGAAGACAGAGUUGUUACUCUCAACUCAAAGACAGACAGACCCAAGAUAUCAUUUCCUUCAAGAGUAAUUUCUGUAUUAAAAACUAAAUGACAGUUGAGAGAUGAAAACUGCUUAAGAUUCCAUCCCCCACCAAGAGUGCUAUCUAAUUUGAUGACCAUAACUAAAUGUAUUUAUAAAAGUUCUAGGUUGGGUUUACAUGAACUGUAUUGGUCAUUGAUUCACAUAAGUGGUACUGCUAUCCUUUUGUUUUGAAAAUUCUCUAGUUCCCUUGGAGCUACCCUACAGUACCUAAUAGAUCAGGGUCUUUCAUUGCCUUUUGUGUGCCAAGGUCCCUUUCAUGGAGCCCAUGGCUUUUUAUAAUCAGAUCACCAAGGAGAGUUCAUUCCGAUACCUUAUUCAGCCUUUGGUAAACUGUGCUUUGUGACUUUUAGAAAGUUCUCUGGGUGUGUUGCAGUUUGAACAUAUCAAAACUUGGCUUGAGCCAAAUCGAUAGGGACCAAUGUGUUAUUUGAUUCAAAAGAACUCUGAAGCAACUGUGUGGCACCCUGGCAUACUCUUUAGUAUUUAAAAAAAAGCUCACAGAACAGCCCUGACUUACCCAAGGAUAAACAUCUUUUUCUCCCACUUAUCUGGCUUUCAUGUUUCCUCACAUUAUUUUAUUAUUCUUAUCUUCCAUACAUUCAUUGGUCUUUAUCCCUGUUCUCUUAAGUAAACAUGCCGUGAAAUCAUGGUGUUCUAUUACUGUAAGUGACUGAUGUGACCAAAAGCAAUCAAGAGGAUGAGAAACACAAAAACGAAAGCUCAAGUAACUGUUGAGUAAAACAAUACACUGUGACAGCUUUUUAUUAUUCUAUUCUGUAUUAUAGGUUAUCUGAGAAUAAAAUUUUAGGAAAAAGUAA
Grammomys surdaster is the source of this 3127-nucleotide messenger RNA. RefSeq names its product zinc finger protein 286A (gene Znf286a). The transcript has 6 exons. The coding region runs from base 199 to 1752 and encodes 517 amino acids. Gene Ontology annotation, molecular function: DNA-binding transcription repressor activity, RNA polymerase II-specific. The record is from RefSeq and is a predicted model, not a curated record. Lineage: Eukaryota; Metazoa; Chordata; Mammalia; Rodentia; Muridae. Gene Ontology annotation, biological process: negative regulation of transcription by RNA polymerase II.